UGUGAAGCGAUCAGCCGGUUCUUCCGUUUCAGAGGACUUCCGUGUUUACAUGUCUGCAGCAGGCACUGAUCCCUCAUGGCUUUCAUUACGAAGAAGGAUCGCAGCAAAGAACGAUUUUCGCUGCUGCUGCUGGAUCUGGAGGAACAUUAUUUUGAACAGCACACUGCAUAUAAUCUGACCGGAAGAGGUCCGGAGGCAAACAGACGAACUAGUGGCUCGCUAAAAAUCUGUUCCAAAUCAAUCAUUUUUGAACCUGAUGAUGCUGUUAAGCCUAUUUUAAAGAUUCUUCUGAAAGACUGCAAAGGAAUAGGAGCAGUGGAGGAAACGGCCCACAACCCAUUCAUAGAAAGUAAACCUGCCUGUAUUCUUAUAGAAACCAAGCAGAUUUAUCUAAUUAAAGAAGAAAAUGUGGUUGCUCCAUAUAAAUAUGAAAGGGGAGAGAAAAAGGUCACAUUCCAAUUGGAGGUGCCGGGAAAAACAGAGGAUGUUGUUCAGAUGUUAUUACAGUUACACAGAGCAUCCUGUCUGGAUAAGCAGGGUGACCAGACAGCAAUGGUUGCAGCUAUACUGCAGUCCAGGUUAGCAAGAACAUGUUUUGAUAAAAACAGUUUUCAGCAUGUAACAGAAAACCCACACAUGGAGUGUGUGGCAGAAAUGGUUUCUCCUUUGGUGACAAACGCUGGUCACGUUUGCAUCACUGAUUGCAAUCUUUACUUCCAGCCUAUGAACAGCUAUCCUGAUUUAGUGGUGCAGAUUGGGUUACAUAGUGUAAGACGCAUCUACAAACGGAGACAUGGGUUGAGACCUUUGGGCCUUGAGGUGUUCUGCACAGAGAAUGAUCUGUGCUCGGAUAUCUACCUGAUGUUCUACAGUACUAAAGAAAGAGAUGAGCUUUACUACUACAUUGCAACUUUCCUUGAAAACCAUAUAGCGGAGUGCACAGCGGAGAGCUACAUGCUGCAGUGGCAGAGAGGUUACAUCUCCAACUAUCAGUACCUACUUCAUCUAAACAAUUUAGCAGACCGCAGUGUGAAUGACCUAUCCCAGUAUCCAGUGUUCCCCUGGGUCAUCAGUGACUACAGCAGCACACAGAUGGAUUUGCUGAACCCGGCUUCAUUUCGAGAUCUCAGUAAACCAAUUGGAGCUUUGAACACCGAGAGACUGGAGAGAUUAUUGGAACGCUACAGAGACAUGCCUGAGACUCGUUUUAUGUAUGGCAGUCAUUAUUCAUCACCUGGAUAUGUGCUUUUCUACCUUGUCAGAGUUGCUCCAGAGCACAUGCUUUGCCUACAGAAUGGACGAUUUGAUCAGGCAGACAGAAUGUUCAACAGUGUUGGUGAGACGUGGAAGAAUUGUUUAGAGGGAGGCACAGAUUUCAAAGAGCUGAUUCCUGAGUUCUAUGGAAGUGAUAGCAGUUUUCUGAAGAAUCUGCUUGGUUUGAAUCUGGGCAGGAGGCAGGGAGGAGGCAGAGUUGAAAAUGUUGAACUUCCUCAUUGGGCAUCAGAUCCAGAUGACUUCUUGGAGAAAAUGCGUUUAGCACUGGAGAGUCAGUAUGUGUCUGAACACCUGCACGAGUGGAUUGAUCUGAUUUUUGGCUACAAACAGAGGGGAAGUGAAGCUGUGGCUGCCCAUAAUGUUUUCCAUCCAUUAACAUAUGAGGGAGGAGUUGACUGCGAUAGUAUUGAGGACCCAGAUCAGAAAAUAGCCAUGCUAACUCAGAUAUUGGAGUUUGGACAAACGCCACGACAACUCUUUGUCACUCCUCAUCCUCAGAGGAUCACUCCACGCUUCCACAACCUGUCAGGAACCCCCAGCCUCAGCAGCAGUGAGCUCUCACCAUCGUCUCCAAGUAUGGAAUCAUUUGAGGACCUGACUGAGGAGAGUAAGAAAAUGGCCUGGAGCAACAUGAACAAGCUUGCAUCGCAGUCUCGCCACAAAAUACACAAAGAAGCAGUAACGGGCAUUGCUGUGACCCUCAGUGGGGAUUCCAUCUUCUCAACUUCUCAAGACUCCACAUUGAAGAUGUUCUCGAAAGAAAAUGGACUGCAAAGAAGUAUGUCCUUCUCGAACAUGGCACUGUCCUCCUGUCUGAUGCUGCCUGAUGAUAAGAUUGUGGUAUGCUCCUCCUGGGACAACAACGUAUAUUUUUACUCAAUAGCAUAUGGAAGAAGACAAGACACUUUGAUGGGUCAUGAUGAUGCAGUUAGUCAUAUUUGCUGGAGGGAUGACAAACUUUACACAGCAUCUUGGGAUUCUACUGUGAAGAUUUGGAAAUGUGUAGCAGAUGACAUCUCCAGUAAUAAAAGGACUCAGUUUGACCUGCUUGCUGAAUUUGAACAUGAGGCCGGGGUAAAUACUUUAGAUCUCAGCCCAGCUGGCACACUUUUGGCAACGGGUACUAAAGAAGGAACACUUACUCUUUGGGACAUUGCCAACCCUCUCCCACUAAAUCAACUGACCUGCCAUUCUGGAAAGAUUCAUCAGGUGGCCUUCAGUCCUGACAGCAGACAUGUACUGAGUGUUGGGGAGGACUCGUGUUUGGUGGUUACAGAUGUGCAGACAGGCAUGCUCCUCGCUACUGUACAUGCAGAGCAAGAGCAGAGGUGUUUCUGCUGGGAUGGUAACACUGUGUUGUCUGGAGGGAUGUCAGGAGAUCUCAAUGUAUGGGACCUCCUUAGCAGUAAAGUCAUCCACAAGAUACCUGCUCACUCAGGUGCAGUCACGUGUAUGUGGAUGAAUGGACAAUGCAGUACUAUCAUCACGGGCGGUGUGGACAAACAGAUCAUUCUUUGGAAACCGGAGUAUUAACAGUAACACUUCAAUAAUGUUCGAUAAAACAAUUCAGCCAUUUUUCAGACCAAAAAGGUCCAUUUUCACCAUGUGAUUUCAUGGGACAAUUUGAACAGUACUGAAAUCCUCUAAAAUAGAAAUCUUGACAAUGUGUUUGAUAUAUUUGGGCAAAGUUUUAUGAUAAGGUUGGUUAUACAGAUUGCAGGGUUUUAAAAACUGUAAGCACCGUGUAGUUUUACAUUAUUAUUUAGCGGGUUUUGUUUUUUAAGAUCUGAACGCUAGCUCUGUUUGGUAACUGGAAUGUUACCAAAAGAUAUGGAUGUCCUAUUUGGCUAAGUGAUUUUUUUUCUUUCUUUUAAUUUUAUACAUGUAUAACAUU
Sinocyclocheilus grahami is the source of this 3169-nucleotide messenger RNA. It is a transcript of the gene nsmaf, whose product is annotated as neutral sphingomyelinase (N-SMase) activation associated factor. The transcript has 31 exons. Bases 76 to 2808 code for a protein of 910 amino acids. Lineage: Eukaryota; Metazoa; Chordata; Actinopteri; Cypriniformes; Cyprinidae. The record is from RefSeq and is a predicted model, not a curated record. Gene Ontology annotation, molecular function: protein binding.